Messenger RNA from Aspergillus heteromorphus CBS 117.55, 7226 nucleotides. RefSeq names its product alpha-1,3-glucan synthase. The annotation marks the transcript as partial. The transcript has 16 exons. Gene Ontology annotation, biological process: fungal-type cell wall (1->3)-alpha-glucan biosynthetic process. Gene Ontology annotation, cellular component: fungal-type cell wall. The record is from RefSeq and is a predicted model, not a curated record. Lineage: Eukaryota; Fungi; Ascomycota; Eurotiomycetes; Eurotiales; Aspergillaceae. Gene Ontology annotation, molecular function: alpha-1,3-glucan synthase activity.
CAUGAAGUGGGCGUCCUCGGGCCCGUUGCUUGCCUUGCUCGCCGCAACCGCAAAGGCCUGGCCCUACAAUGAAUCCCUCGUCGACUACAAUCUCAACACAAAUAAGACGGCAACAAACCCGGCCGACUACUGGGGAGAAUGGCCCAACCACACCGGCAGCUACCACCCCUCCCCCGAAAACUGGCGUUUCCCCGUGUACACCGUCUUCCUCGAUCGGUUCGUGAACGGCGACCCCACGAACGACAACAUCAAUGGCACCCUCUUCGAACAUGAUAUCUCCCAGACUCAGAUGCGUCACGGUGGCGAUGUGGUCGGUCUGGUGGACACUCUGGAUUACCUGCAAGGCAUGGGAGUCAAGGCCCUAUAUAUCGCGGGAACCACCUUGAUGAACCAGCCCUGGGGUUAUGACGGCUAUUCGGCGCUGGACACAACGCUCCUGGAUCAACACUAUGGAACCAUUCAAGUGUGGCGAGACGCCAUCACCGAAAUCCACAAGCGCAACAUGUAUGUCAUUUUCGACAAUACCAUCGCUACCAUGGGUGAUCUGAUCGGAUUCGACGGGUAUCUGAACACCACGGCCCCUUUUACCGUGAAGGAGCAUCAGGUGGUGUGGAAAUCCGAACGGCAAUACGUUGACUUCCGGUUCGGAAACGACUAUAAUGACACGUGCGACUACCCCCGGUUCUGGUUCGAGAACGGCUACCCUGUCCAGGAUGAUUUCGACCAAUAUGGUGAUUUGGCCAAAUUCGCCUCCGUCCAGGAUCGACUCCGUGAAUGGCACCCCUCGGUUCGCGAGCGUCUGAUCCGUCACUCGUGUAUGAUCAUCUAUUCGCUCGAUAUCGACGGAUUCCGUUACGACAAGGCGACCCAAUCGACCGUCGACGCGUUGGGUGACAUGUCCAGCGCGUAUCGCGAGUGCGCCCGUGCCAUCACAGGUGGAAACACCUUCGGUGCCAUCUAUCUCGGUCGAGGCCGUCAGCCGGAUCAGUAUCCCUCGUCCGCGGAGUACGCCAUGAACAUGACCAAUACCUCGGAUUCGCAAUAUUUCCUGCGUGAAGCCGGUCUCGAGGCGAUCGAUGGAGCGGCCUUCCACUAUUCGAUCUACCGAGCCCUUACCCGAUUCCUCGGCAUGGACGGUAACUUGGCCGCUGGCUAUGAUCUACCUGUCGAUUGGGUGGACGCGUGGAACGAGAUGCUGACUUCCAACGAUCUGAUCAACCCUAACACCGGCAAAUUCGACCCCCGCCAUCUGUACGGUGCCACCAACCAGGAUGUGUUCCGUUGGCCGACAGUGGAAAAGGGAGUGGAGCGUCAGUUGCUCGGCCAGUUCAUUACCACCCUGCUGCUUCCUGGCAUUCCUCUCCUCCUCUGGGGUGAGGAACAGGCAUUUUACAUCCUGGAUGCGACGGCGGCGAACUAUAUCUAUGGUCGUCAGAGCAUGUCUCCUGCUACCGCGUGGAGGGACCACGGGUGUUUCUCGCUGGAUUCCUCGCAGUACUACAAGUGGCCCAUCGAGAGUGGCCGCAAUGGUUGCCAUGAUGAGACGGUUGCUUACGACCACCGCGAUCCGUCCCACCCGAUGCGUCGCCAGUUCCCCACCCUCAACGAUGGUUAUACCCUCGAACGGCUGUCGAACAUGACCGAGAACGUGUACUAUCCCGGUUCGGACGGUGUGGCCACGGAGACCGGGAUGUGGUCGAUCCUCCGCAAUGUCGACGCGAACCCUAUCUGGCUGGUCUACCAGAACACCAACCGCACCAUCUCGUACACCUUCGACUGCACGGACAACGACACCGCGCUCAUCUCCCCCUUCGACACCGGCACCACCCACACGUUGAUCUCCAGCCCCACCAAGCUCGGCCUCAACGGCUCGACCGAGUACAACGGCUGUCUGUCGAACAUGACCAUGGCCGCGUACGAAUACCGUGCCUACGUGCCCUUCACCCCCGGACACGACUACCCGAUCCACAUCGCGCUCUCGAUGACCUUCAACUCGUCCACCGAGAGCGGCAACACCCCGACCCUGGAUACCAGCACUGUCAGCUGCAAGAACAUCACCGCCACCAACACCACCUACACCGGACAGCUCCCGAGCAACUGGAUGUGGUCGGCUAACCUGACGGGCGUCUACAACGGGGUCCAUCGGAUCACGGUGACCAACGUCAGCGCGGCCAGCGGCAACGAGACCACCGACGCGGUCGACCACUUUCUCUUCCGCAUCGGACAGGUCGAUAACCCGAUGAUCUUCAGCUCCGCCAACUACUCGAGCAGUUUGCUCCACGAGGACUCCAACGGCACGCUAUAUGUCGAACAUCACGCCGCCGGCGCCGACAAAUGGCGGUACUCGACCAACUGGGGCAGCACGUUCUCCGACUGGAAGACGUACACGGGGGGAAACGACACCAUCGAGAAGCUGGCCUGGUCGGGCACGAAGAAACAGGAGUGGGCGGGCGAGCACAUCCGCGUGGAGUACUGGAACCGCUUGACCGGUAGCAGUGAUUACCACCAGGAAGGUGACUAUGAUUGGGACGGCAAAUUCCCUCGUCGAUUCCCCCACGUCCACUUCAACGGACCCUACAACGAGUACGGCUAUGACGCGGGUUUGAACAACAAGGUCACCCAGGAUCAGGAGGACGGGCUGUGGAAGUACCACUUCACGAACGAAUGGCCCGCGGUCGCGCAGUUGAACAUCUGGGGCAUGGAUCCCAAUGGAAAGCCCGAUCAGAGUUGGGUGCUGGGUGAUGCGGACAAUGACUCGGUGCUCGACCGCAUGCCCCCCUCGUCUCUGUCGGCCACCCUGAUCAACAUCACCGAGCCCCCUCCGCACCCCUACAUCUCCUGGCACAUCCUCAUCAACGAUGGCACCCUGAAGUUCCAGCUCUUCCCCGUCGGUCACCAGAACGUGCAGAUCGCCAUGUACGUGAUGUUCUGGAUUGUCCCGGCCAUCACGGGCGCCCUGUGCGUGUACAUCUUCAUGAAGUCGUUCUACAAGGUCAAGUUCAACCAGGUCGGAGUGAGUGAGAAGCACCAGAUGAUCCCCCUGGCCAUCCGCCGGCGCUUCAAGCGCGCCCGCGGUGGUGAAGAGGGCGGCGGCGGCGGCGGCAACCCCCUGAUGCGUCUGGCGAACAAGUCUGGCUUCCUGCAGGCCACGACGGCCAUCGGCGGUGCGGCAGUGGCAGCGGGCGGCAAGCGUCGCAUGGUCCUCAUUGCCACCAUGGAGUACGAUAUUGAGGACUGGGCCAUCAAGAUCAAAAUCGGUGGUCUCGGUGUCAUGGCGCAACUCAUGGGUAAGACGCUCGGCCAUCAGGACUUGAUCUGGGUUGUUCCUUGCGUGGGUGGUGUCGAUUACCCCGUGGAUCACCAGGCCGAGCCCAUGAACGUGCGCAUCCUCGGAAACGACUAUGAGGUGCAGGUCCAGUACCACGUCCUCAACAACAUCACUUACGUGCUGCUCGACGCGCCUGUCUUCCGCCAGCAGUCCAAGUCCGAACCCUACCCGGCCCGCAUGGAUGACCUCAACAGUGCCAUUUACUACUCCGCGUGGAACCAGUGCAUUGCCGAGGCCUGCAAGCGAUUCCCCAUCGAUCUCUACCACAUCAACGAUUACCACGGGUCCCUCGCCCCCCUGUACCUCCUCCCCGGCACCAUCCCCGCCUGUCUGUCUCUGCACAACGCCGAGUUCCAGGGUCUGUGGCCCAUGCGCACGCUCAAAGAAAAGGAGGAAGUGUGCUCCGUGUUCAACCUGGAUAUCGAAACCGUCCGGCAUUACGUCCAGUUCGGCGAGGUCUUCAACCUCCUGCACUCGGGGGCCAGUUAUCUCCGUGUCCACCAGCAAGGCUUCGGUGCCGUCGGCGUGUCCAAGAAGUACGGAAAGCGGUCCUAUGCCCGGUACCCCAUUUUCUGGGGUCUCCGCAAGGUCGGUAACCUGCCUAACCCGGAUCCCUCCGAUGUGGGCGAGUGGAGCAAGGAACAGGCCCAGGCGAUGAGCGACAACGUCACCGUGGAUCCGGAUUUCGAAACCGCCAGACCCGAGCUGAAGCGUCAGGCCCAGGAAUGGGCCGGGCUCGAACAGAACCCGGAUGCUGAUCUGCUGGUCUUCGUCGGUCGUUGGUCCAUGCAGAAGGGUGUCGACCUGAUUGCCGACGUCAUGCCUGCGGUCAUGGAGGCGCGCCCGAACGUGCAACUGAUCUGUGUCGGGCCGGUGAUCGAUCUCUAUGGUAAAUUUGCGGCCCUCAAGCUCGACCACAUGAUGAAGGUCUACCCUGGCCGCGUGUUCUCCCGCCCCGAAUUCACUGCCCUGCCCCCCUAUAUCUUCUCCGGUGCCGAAUUCGCCCUGAUCCCCUCGCGUGAUGAGCCCUUCGGUCUGGUGGCCGUCGAGUUCGGCCGCAAGGGAGCCCUUGGUAUCGGUGCCCGAGUCGGGGGUCUCGGUCAGAUGCCCGGUUGGUGGUACAAUGUGGAAUCGACCGCCACGUCCCAUCUGAUCUACCAGUUCAAGCUGGCGAUCGAUGCGGCGCUGAGCUCGAAAACCAACACCCGUGCCAUGAUGCGUGCGAGGUCCGCGAAGCAGCGUUUCCCCGUCGCCCAGUGGGUCGAGGAUCUCGAGAUCCUGCAGACCACCGCCAUCCAGGUCCACAACAAGGAACUGGUCAAGAACCACGGUCGCCCCUUCACCCCGUCUGGCACCAGCCAGCCCAUGAGCCCGUCCCUGCCCCUUCCCGGCAUCCAGACUCCCCUGGCUCACUCCCGCGACAGCAGUUACUCCAACCUGAACCGCCUGAGUGAAUAUGUCUCCGACCCCAAGACCAACUACAGCCGCGACCCCAGCCCUACCGGUACGGAGAAGCCCAAAUCGGGUCUCCAGCGUUCGCUGUCGCUGGGUGUUCGCUCCGGACCCGGCCACCAGGAACGCCAGGCUCGCCGUGGACGCAACCGCGAUAGCAUCCCGGAGGACGACGGCGGCAUGACCGACGUGGAGGAGGGCGGCGAAGAUGACAUGGUGGCCAACCUGUACGCGGACGACGAGUACACCCUCACGCCGGCGCAGGUCGAGGAGGGCCGUCGUCUCCAGGCCCAACAGCAGCAGCCCGGGGGUGGUCGCCCGCCGGUCAGCCCCGGCGAGAGACCGUACAGUCAAGACUCGCCGAACCUGCGAUUCAGCCAGCUUCAGCUGCCCGGCAGCCCUGGCGCGCACCAUAGCGCGUCCGUGCUCUCCCUGGACUCCGUGGUGGGCAGCAAGACCGACUUCAAGCUGCAGAAGGUCGACCCGUUCUUCACCGACAGCACGGGCGAGUACUACCGGGCCUUCGACAAGCGACUCGGCGACCUGAACGGAUCGACAUCCGAGUCCCAGCUCUGCAUCGAGGAGUAUCUGAUCAAGAGUGAGAAGGAAUGGUUCGACAAGUUCCGCGACGCCAAACUGGGCCGGCUCAGGUCUCCGGCCUCGUCCAUCUUCCGCGACAAGACCGGCCCUUCGCCCGCGCCCUCCUACUACGACGACGGGGGCUCGCGCAUGAGCGGCAGCAACUCGCCCGACAUCGAGGACGACGAGUUCCUCCUCGGAAAGGACUACGUGCCCCCGACCGGUCUGAAGAAGUGGAUGCAGAUCCGCAUCGGCGACUGGCCCAUCUACUCCCUCUUCCUGGCCCUGGGGCAGGUCAUCGCCGCCAACUCGUACCAGGUCACCCUGUUGACCGGCGAGGUCGGUGAGACGGCCGAGAAACUGUACGGCAUCGCCACGACCUACCUGAUCGCUUCCAUCUGCUGGUGGCUCAUCUUCCGGUACUUCAAGUCGGUGAUCUGUCUGUCUGUGCCGUGGUUCUUCUACGGCCUUGCCUUCCUGCUUAUUGGGUCGGCCCAUUGGGAGAGCAACAGCUUCAACCAGGGCUGGAUCCAGAAUAUCGGCACCGGCGCCUACGCCGUCGCCUCGUCCAGCGGGUCCAUGUUCUUUGCGCUCAACUUCGGUGACGAGGGCGGUGCCCCCGUCGAGACCUGGAUCUUCCGCGCCUGUCUGAUCCAGGGCUUCCAGUCCGCCUAUAUUAUUGCCCUGUGGUACUGGGGUUCCACCAUCUCCAAGGCUUCCAGUGAUGGUGUCACCACGAGCACCUUUGCUGAUAGCUGGAAGAUGACUGCAAUCUGCUACCCCAUUGCCUUCGCGCUCUGGGCCGUCGGCGUGCUCAUCUACUUCGGUCUGCCCAACUACUACCGCCAAACCCCCGGCAAGGUGGCCUCGUUCUACAAAUCCGUCUUCCGGAGAAAGAUUGUCAUCUGGAACUUCAUUGCCGUCAUCCUGCAGAACUUCUUUCUCAGCGCGCCGUACGGUCGCAACUGGGGCUUCCUGUGGACAUCAUCCCACACGAAACCAUGGCAAAUCGUCAUCCUGUGCGUGGUCUUCUUCGGCUUCGUCUGGGCGGGCUUCCUCUUCAUCGUGAGCAAGUACUUCAACUCGCACAGCUGGUUUCUCCCCGUGUUCGCCUGCGGGCUGGGCGCCCCCCGCUGGGCCCAGAUCUGGUGGGGCGUCUCCGGCAUCGGCUACUACCUGCCGUGGGUGUCGGGCGGGUACGUCGGCGGCGCGCUCGCCUCCCGCAGCUUGUGGCUCUGGCUCGGCGUCCUCGAUUCCAUCCAGGGUCUCGGCUUCGGUAUCAUCCUCCUGCAGACCCUGACUCGCAUGCACAUGCUCUUCACCUUGAUCUGUUCGCAGGUCGUCGGUUCCAUCGCCACGAUCUGUGCGAGGGCCUUCGCGCCCAAUGGACUCGGCCCGGGGCCCGUCUCCCCGGAUCCCACUUUCGGGGCGAGCGCUGUUGCGAAUGCUUGGUUUUGGGUGGCGUUGAUUUGUCAGUUGUUGGUUUGCGCCGGCUUCAUCCUCUUCUUCCGGAAAGAACAGCUUUCCAAACCCUAAUCGAUUCGAUCUCAUCUCGUUUCAUCUCAGCUCAGCUCCAUCCUAAUCACUACACUAUAUGUCAAUGAUCUGGUAUGGACAGACUGAUUGAUGGUCUGAUUGACUGACCGACUGACUGAUGAUCAAUCGAUCGAUCGCUUGCAUUGCAUCCACGGCGUGGGGAAUGAUCUGUAUGGCGUCUCCACGGCGAAUGAUUCCUCUUAUGUAUCUGUCUCCAUCCAUCGCUUGGGAUUACUCUUUGUCUCGAUAUGUUAAUAUAAUCAUGUGUGUAUAUAUAUCUCUCUUCUGGACGGAUGACAUUUUUGGUGUUCAAAUAAGUUUUUCUCAUGGG